This is a messenger RNA of Gordionus sp. m RMFG-2023, 4350 nucleotides long. RefSeq lists its product as uncharacterized. The transcript is spliced from 14 exons. Gene Ontology annotation, biological process: signal transduction. The coding region runs from base 31 to 3732 and encodes 1233 amino acids. The record is from RefSeq and is a predicted model, not a curated record. NCBI's taxonomy places the organism in Eukaryota, Metazoa, Nematomorpha, Gordioida, Chordodea, Parachordodidae. Gene Ontology annotation, molecular function: phosphatidylinositol-3,4,5-trisphosphate binding. Gene Ontology annotation, cellular component: cytoplasm.
ACUUAUCCUAUAAUUAAAAAUUAAAGACUCAUGAAUGACACAUUACUAGAUGAUUUGGAUGAUAUCAAUGUGAGAAUGCGAAAAGAUAUAAGAAUUAAUAGGCCCUCUAUUAUUUCUGAGAUAUUUUCUCUGCCCUCUCUUCCGCACCAGCCAAUUUCUCUUAAACCAUUAAAUGCCACCGAUGGUGUAUUAGUACAUGCAAAAAAAGAUUUAAAUUCCUUUAAGAAGAUACGUGAAUCAGAUUUAAUAUACCUUUCAUCUUCCGACGACGAAUUUGAUUUAGAUACAUUUAAUUCAAAUAAAAAGGCACAUGUUUUAAAACAUCUAGGAGAUGUCAAAAAAAAUUCACAUCACACAACUUCAGAUUUAUUAAAACAAGAUAAUAUUCAAAUUUUAAAUACUAUUUUUGCUCAAUGUAAUCAUAAUACUAAUAUCCAAACAUUGCCGAUCAACUUAUUAGAUGAAACUAAUAAUAUAACAUUUGAAAUAAACAAUGCUGAUAUUCUAAUAAUCAAUUCAAUCUAUUCACUGACUUCAGAGGUGGUGCCUUUUGAUCAUAAUACAAUUAAUGAUUAUCUAAAUAUAGCCUUUAUUAAAAAGAAAGGAAGUUUUCAUAAAAGAAAAAUAAUUGUUAAAUGUGGCAAAAUAUUAAUUUAUGCUAAUAAUCAUACAACACCUGACUCCCCAUCCAACUUAUAUAAGCUUUUGAAAAAUUCUAAUAUCACUCCAUUAAUAACAAUUCAUUGUGCAAGAAUAUUUUCCAUUGAAUCAAAUGCAAAUCAAACUUCAAACGGAAAGUAUUACCUGACUCUAACCACGAAAUCGCCCGAAAACAGUUUGAUGUCCAUCGGCGUGGACUCGUACGAACAGAGACGGGCCUUGAUCACCGCAAUUUUAAAGCACGUUCCGCAGUUUCACGUCAUUCCGAACCUUUUGACGCUGUCGGACAUCGACAGGAUAGGCUACGCUUACGUCAAGGAUAAUCUUGUUGGGGAUUGGAGCUUGGGCGUUGUGUGUAUUGGUGGCGGGCGUCGUCUAUGGUUUUGGACAGUCAGGGACGGUCGAUCUGCUACUCGUGACCUUAGAAUUGCUUGUCGAUUAACCUGGCAUCGUGAUGACCUGCUAAUACCUCCCUUUUCAUUAUCGGCAAAACCCUUCAUUAAAUCGCGUAUUUCGAGGUUCCGUCGAAAUGACAGGUAUAUGCAGGUCGCAGAACCACAUGUGUCGGAUGUAACUCCCACUUUCUUUCCACGAAGAUACGCGGUUGUCGAUUUUUCAGCUGCUUCGCCACUUUACUUGGCUGUUGCAGCCCAUGAGGAGAGUUCCUGCUCCGAGCGGCCUGACGGUGACCGUAAAUCGAGCUUCCAUAAUAAUAACGACCUCCUUGAUAUAGAAGAUCAAAAAAUUUGUCGUAACGGUAUUAACAAUCAUAACGGGAAUUUGAACGGCGAGGUCUCCCGAUCUGAGAAAUUAGGGUUCGAACCCAGGCGCUGGUUGGAGCUGCUCCAUCGAUGCGUUCAUUACAACGGGCCGGCUCUAAAGGACCAAAGACUCUGUCUGACUACUAGUAGUAUUGCAGUGGGGCACAAUGACGAUAGUAUGUCAAUUAUCUCAGACGAGAAUAGUUGUCGAAGGGCAGUUGUUCCGAUCAUCUUGGAAAAGUUAAUCAAUUUUGUGACAGAUUACGGCCUAGAAACCAAGGGAAUAUAUCGUUUAAAUGGAUCCCAAUGUAAGAUCGAAACCCUUAUGAACCACUUAACAAACACGCAUGGAAACAGUAAUAUCGCUUAUAGCUCCACGCUUAACGUAAAUAAUAGUCAUGUAACAACCAAUGCAAAUAAUUGCGAUAGCGCCUUUGAUUCCUUGCCUUCCUUUGUUAUUAGUCGCGAUAUAUUUUCUGAACACGAUGUGGCCAAUGCUCUUAAACGCUAUCUGAGAAAUCUACCUGAAGCUCUCAUACCCGAGAAAAGUCUAGAAAAGCUCAAAGAGACCGCUUUUCUCUCCCUGAACGAAAAAAAUGAUGCUCAGAUUGUUGAUGAUAAACAGGUGAUCGAACAAUUCGAUAAUAGCAAUACACAACCGACGAUAGGCAAUGUUGACGAAACAUUAAAAAAUCUCAAUACUGAUUACGAUAAAUUAAUGCAAGUCAAAAUCAAGGCUUAUAAGUCAAUCCUAUCAUCGGCAGACCUUAUGCCCGAACUUAAUUACAGCACGCUCAGAAGACUUUUAGGUCACCUGUACUACGUAUCGUUGCAUGAAUCCAAAAACAACAUGAGCGUUCAAAACCUGGCCUCCAUCCUUGGGCCUGGAAUAAUGGCUCCACGCGUGAAUAAAUCGCCCGAAUUCGAGGACUACAAUGAUACCAAUGGGUACAUUAUCGUGUUGUGCGAUUUGAUAGCCAAUUAUUGUCCCAUUUUUGAUGUUGCAAUGGAUCAGUUUGAAAAGGAGAAGAAGAUACGAGAAGGUUUCAAAAAAAUGGUCCUGGCUAAAUCUCGGGCUUCAAGUAGGGCGGGUGAAUUUUUAAUACCCGUUUACAUAUCACACGAUUUGGUUCAAGAUAUCAAACUCAACCACAUAACGACCUCUGAAAGCGAUAAUGUGAGCUGCGACACUAAUAAAAAUAUCAAAAGCACCAAUAAUGGUAUAGUAGACCAGUCGGGACCUAAUUUUUUGCUCCUCAAGGUUUCUUCAAAAAUGACUGCCCGCGAUAUAGUAAUCACUUGUCUUUCAACCCCAAAUACCGAAACCGGCUCUGAAACAGGGAGGGAUCGAAUAUCUGAAGAAGAAACCGGCACAGACUUCAAAAUACGCCUUAACGCUAUCCUCGCCGCUUUACCCGCUGCCCCUCACAAUGUCAAAAGAAACCGAUCUAGCACCAUUGAUUCUCAGUCUACGUCGGAUAUCGAUAUUGGGUCUAAUCCUUGUGUAGUGGAAAGCAUAAUGGGUGGCAGGCUUAGAAGACCGCUAAAACCGAAUGAGAUAGUCUUGGAUGUGGUACCCAAAUGGACUAAAUUAUCCUCAUUUUUCACAUUUUUUAAGUCCGAUGUGUAUCAUUUUUCGAAAAAUGGCAACGAUGACAUAUCUUUUACCCCAGGUUCAAACAACCAUAAAUUCUACAGCGAAAAUAUUAUAACUAAUGGUAACGAUAAUUCAAACGUGGUUAACGAUGUAAUUAAUUUUCAAUCGCCUACAUUGAUCUUGGAACUUGACGCCUGGUCCAACUUCGCCAAAAAUCCUAUUGUACCAUUUUCCAUUUGUGCCGAACUAUCAGUCUCUAUCUUCAAAUGCCCACUGAUUAUUUCUCCUACUCGACCUCCGUCAUCUUUAACCGAAUGGUCAUGCCGUCGGUCCGCUAAAAAAUUAUCGGUUCGCCCUAAAAGAUACCUCGUCGAGUUUAGUCGAGCUACUCUUUCCUUCUUUCACCCCAAAAAAAAGACUGGAACUGAGCCAAUUUUCGCAGUAGAUAUAUCAAAAUUAGAACUUUAUCAAGGGCUCCCUACUGGUUGCACCAAUACAAAUGGGGAUAUUCAGCCUAGGCAUGGUUUUACCCUAUUUUGCGAUGUUAGUUCUGAAAUAAAUCAUCAACCUAAUAGUUGCGCUAAUUCUUUCACCAAAAUUAGUUCUAAUAAUCAAGAACCAAAUUAUACCACCUGUUAUUCCGUCACGUGCAAUACUAGGGAAGAAUUUGAUAUAUGGAUACACGCAUUGUUUAAAACUAAAUAUUAUCCGUGAAAUGCCCAUUAGUUAUACACACUAUCGCUUUAAAAUUGGAAUGCACUAUUUAUUUUUUUAUUAUUUAAGUUUUUACAAUUUUGUAAUUUAAAAAAUUACAUGAAUUUAUAAAAUCCAUUAAUUUAUUGUUGAUUUUAUAAUGCGUUAUUUUUUUUUAAAUUAUAUAUAGAGGAAGCUUUCGUAAUAACAAUUUUUAUAAAAUUUUUUGAUAUAAUUGAUAUUUUAUCUAUGAAGUUACUUAAAAUUUUAAACCCAAUUUUUAAGCACUCCAAAACGAAAAGAUAAUAUAAUAAUUAUUCAUAUUUUAAUACAAGGGUAAUCAAACCUAAAUUUAAGAUGUACUUUAUAUUAAAUAGUCUCAUUAAAAAGUGUCACGCUUUUAGUGAUUCUAAAAUGGUGUUAUUUUUUUAAAAUAUAUAUAUUUAUUUAAUUAAUGUAUAUUAUGAAGUAUUUAUUCUUAUAAUUUUAUUUUUUAUAUUUUAAACUUUUUUUAAUUGCUAUGAAGGCAACCCAUUUUAAUAUGCUGUUAAUAAGAAGUCAUGCAUAAUAUUGUGGCUUACUUUUAGGUAAAAACUGAAUUAUUAUAUUUACCAAUUUCUCCAUAUUUGUUAAACUGGG